Messenger RNA from Frieseomelitta varia, 3993 nucleotides. It is a transcript of the gene EDTP, whose product is annotated as myotubularin-related protein 14. The transcript has 7 exons. The record is from RefSeq and is a predicted model, not a curated record. The coding region runs from base 1746 to 3848 and encodes 700 amino acids. Lineage: Eukaryota; Metazoa; Arthropoda; Insecta; Hymenoptera; Apidae. Gene Ontology annotation, biological process: dephosphorylation. Gene Ontology annotation, molecular function: phosphatidylinositol-3-phosphate phosphatase activity.
UAUCUUUUAGUCUAAUUUUUCUGAUAAAAGAAUUCCACACUUUGUAUUCAUUGGUAACGAUUGUAUCAAGUUUUACAAGUAUAAAAUUGGCAAGAGUAUCGCAGUAAAAGCACGCGUUCUCCACAUUGCCGAAAUAGGUUAUCUUUCUACGCCUUCACCUCGUGCUUUCGGCCCACCGGACAGCCAGUUUUCACUGCUGGUGUAUCGUACGAGGGAAAAGAGACAUUUUCGUUUCACACAAAAUCCGAAAUUAUUUUUCCCGUUUAUUACUGCGUGGGUGAAAGGACAAGAAAUCAAGGUCGAUGUACUGCGCUACGUUAUAGCCAAAUCGACAGGCAAAGAGAAAGAGAGGCACGCUCUCUUGUCGUUUGAAUAACUAUUUUUUUUUUAAUGCGAUGCGUGAACGGUAAGCUAUAAAAAUAUAACAGAUUUUUCGGUGUACAGCCGAGAGAACGUAACAAACAAAGCGGAAAAGGAUGACAGUACAUUCAGGACAGAUUCAAAUCGACGCGUGUAACGUGAAACAUAUUUUCUCGGGUGUGAUGUUUAGGUUAUCUCGUCGAAUCCCCAUCAAGAUCGGAAGACGAUGAGAUACCAUGGAUAUUACCCGUGACAGACUUUUUGUUUUCACGUUCGUACUACCAUUUGGAUGGAUGUAUAUUUUCUUUCUUACGAAUUUUGUCCAGGCAACGGAUGAAACAUGUGUUUAUUACGAUGAAGGCAGCGUGCACGAUUUGAAGGUUAAGUCGCUCUAACGAAAGCAUUCUCUAUAUCCGUUGUUACAAUUAUUGUUGCUCAAAUCUCUGUUUAACGAUUCUUUUUGUAAACGGAACAGACCGCCUCUGUUUGGUUUCCGCUGUAUCUUCAAAUAAAAAGGAGAAAAAUUUUUGCGGCACGACGGGUUCGAAAUUUGAAUUUAACGGUUGAAAAUGUAGAAGAGGAAGAAGAAAAAAAAAAAUAAUAAUAAAAGGAAGCAAUAGAAGAGUGAAACUAUCAAGUGUGAAUUUGCCGAAUUUGCGGAAAUUAAUGAGAUACAGCAUAUGAUGUUCAAAUACUGAUGAUUGAGAUGUUACCGAAUUUUCUUCAUUACUUUAAUUUGUAUAAAGUAAAGUUUGUUAAACGACAUUUUAUAAAUUUAAGACUAUUUUAUUUAUUAUGAUACGCGUGUUAAAGAAAAAAAAUAUAUAUAUCUGUUCAAACUAAGGACUGUAAAUUUAAUUUUUCAAAAAAAAAAAAGAAAAAAAAAAUAGUGCUGUUAAUAUAUAAGGUGCAACUGUAUAUUAUUUAUUUAACAAUAUUGAUCACUUAUAUUUAUUUGAAAAUAAUACAAACAUUGAAACGUUUUUUGAGGUGAAGAAUCGUGCUUUCUUCUGUAAUUUUAUUACUUUUUACUUUUCUAAGAUAAACAUGAGUUUUUUUAUAAACAAUAUUUUAUUUUAUAAUAAAUAAAAUCCCCAACGUAUUUUGAAGCUAAAUUUUUUCAUGUAUUUUAUAACUGAAACAAUGCUCUUGUAAACCUUAGUAUCUCAUUAUGUUUACAUCAAAAGUGAUGUCCUUUAAACUUAAGGAGAAAUCAUGACAAAUAGAAAAAAUACCUAUAAAUUGUGAUGUAGUAUAUUUUAAAUACAGUAUUUGCGCUAUUUCUCUCAUGUGCAAGACAUUGGUUAACAAUUCACAAGCAUCCUUAAGAAAAUUAUAGAAACUUAGGAUCACCUUAGAAAUUAAAAUUUAAUUUAUUUAAAAGUAUGGAUACAACAGUCUGUGAAAUCAUAUCUCCAGAGCCAGCACAAAUUAUGAUUUCAGAAUUAAAAGAACUUAUCAUAUACUUCUCAAAACACACUUAUAGAGCGACAGUAGCAGACAACGUGAGUCAAGAUAUCAUCCAAAAAUGUCUGAGUCUCAUUGAUGUAGAUUAUAAAUAUUCUAUCAUAUAUAAUAAUACAGGUGAUAUCUGUUCACACUAUCCUACCCAUCUUAUCAUUUUAGAGGAGGAGAAAAUCGACAAAUAUAGGGAUGCAGAAGUUAUUGAUGUCCCGCUGUCACUAUCAUGCACAGAAGAUGUAACGGAUAAAUUUGCAAACAUAAAUAAACUGAAGGAUUUGAUCAAAAAGGCUAACGCUGCCAGAUGUCGUUCAAGAUUUCCACUGCCGGUAAUAAUGUAUAAAGGUAGACAUAUAUGCAGAUCAGCAACUUUAUCUGGUGGAGCAGAAAUUUAUACUAAACGUGGGCUAGAUUAUUUCUUAUCUACUAGCGAAGAUAUUAGCGAACAAGUAGAUGAAACUGAGGAGAAAGUAGAUGAAACUAAGCAAGAAAUAGAUGAAACUGAGCUUUCUGAGAGUAGUUCUCAACCUAGUCAGUGGAACUUGUUUGAUAAAGUUAGAAACAAGGACAUCAAACUUCUGAAAACUUUUAAUGUAGGAAUUAUUAUUGAUUUUAUGGUUGAGAAGAAGAAGGUCAAGUAUGGAUUUCAUGUGUCAUCCUCGGAGAAAGUAGACAAAUUCGGUAGAUAUUCCGACUUCUCCAUAAUUUCACUGCCGUACCCUGGAUGUGAAUUCUUUAAAGGAUUUAGAGAGAAUGACUACGUCGGCGACAAUCUGAUAUUUGAUUGGUCUCAGGCCUGGGUAGACGCGGAAAUCAAUGUGCCAGAAGAUAGAAUUUCUUCUCAGUUACAAAUCGAUUGGGAUCAGUAUCAACAAUGGGAUAUACUCGUAUUAACUCAAAAUUAUUUAAAACUUAUAUUAAGGUAUUUGAGCCAGAGUAGUAACGGAAUGUUAAUUCAUUGUAUCUCGGGAUGGGAUCGUACACCUUUAUUUAUUUCAUUGUUAAGACUCAGCUUGUGGGCUGACAAUGUAAUUCACAAAUCAUUGAACCCGUACCAGAUGCUUUACUAUACCAUUGCAUAUGAUUGGAUGUUGUUUGGCCAUGAUUUACAGGAUCGACUAAGCAAAGGAGAAGAAAUAUUCUUCUUUUGCUUUUAUUUUUUAAAAUACAUUUGUGAUGAAGACUUUAGCAUCAAGCAAGACUUUUACCAGUGUGACAGCAAGUCUGAUGAUGACGAGAUAAAGCACCCCAUAUUUGAUAUGGAACCGGUGACAGAGGACCCAAGUAUUAGUGCGAGUGGUUCUGAUAGUAACAAAAAUAGCAGAGCUAGCAGAGAUAGUAAAGAUAGCCAAAAUAAAUAUUCAUCAGCGGACAUAAUUUCGACUAAUUCACCCCCAAAAACUGAAGAAUUUGGUGAUAGCAUUAAGCAUGAUUUGGAGUUCGAAACCAUAUUUCCUAUGGAACUGGAGACAGAGGACCAAAGUCCUUUUCUGAAACUUAUUAAUAGUAACAAAAAUAGCAGAGAUGACCAAGAUGAACCACUACCGAAAAUGGUUUGGACUUGGAAUAUUUCCCCUUCAAAAUUAAAAGACUUCAGUUUUACAAAGCCGCCAUCAUUGUCGUCUUCUCUGUUCGAAGAAGAAAUUACUCACGAAUUAGUUGUAUCACAUGAUCAGACUCCUCCCGUCGUGGUACCUGGAAGUCGACAACGAACCAAAUCCACCACGUCUGCUGGCUCAUGGGAGGUAGUUACCGAAACCGGAAGUUUAACCGAUUCUGCGACUACUACUGGACAACCGCUUAUAGAACAACCGACAAUUGAGCCCUCUAUUUCGACCAGAAAGCUUAAAGAGAGAGAGUCAGUGACACACAACCGCAAAGACAGGUUAUGUUUUUUAAGAAAUACAUUUUACACCGUUUAUAGUCAGAUUGGAUUUCAAAUGAAAGAAAAUUCCACACCAGGUAAUCUUAAGCAGAUGUUUCAAACCUUUACUGGAAUGUUUUCGUCAGAAAGCACAACCUUAUGACUAUAAUAUUAUUAAUUUCUCCUCUCUCUCCUUUUCCUUUCUUCCUAUCUUCCCCAAUUAUGAAUUUAUUAUUAUCAAUUCUUUGACUCAGUUUAGGAUUUUAUAAAGUGCUAUACAAUAAAAAUAAAACAAUUGUACAUUGUCA